UACAUGGCUGCAAAAUUCGAUGUGACGAAAAACCUUUAAAAGUUUUUGGAUUUUGGAACCAGGCCUUAAUAAGCUUUUUUUGAUGUUUUGUCAGUUUGGUAACACAAGGUUUGGCUCCAUUAGGAGUUGGAGGGAUUAGGCUUGUACUAAUAUACUCCCAAAAUCUCACUCCAACCACAUGUCUGAUGUCUCCAUGUCUCAUGGCCCCAAAACUGUUACUGUAUCAGGGUUUGGGGGUAGAAAAGCCUGAUUAGGGCACAAAUUACCAGGUUGGUUGAAAAGGUUUCCCUUUACCAGGUUUCUCUGCCUGCAAAAACAUAGAAAACCCGGAGGAGGAGCGAGGUUUUUCCUGGCUGGGCAUGCGAAAAAGGUGCAGCGGUUAACCUAUUCUCCAUCACAGCAAGGAACCCCAGGAGAGGGAAAAAGUUGCGUGUGGCGUUUUCACGAGGAGAUGUCACAGUCAACGGCCUUUUUGCAGGCUCGCCACUAGCGUGUCAUUGGUGCUGCUUGUGUGUAUAUAUACACAUACACACGCAGUGGGAGUGGAUACAGAGCAGUUGGAUCGAAGAGAAAGGGCUUUGCUUUCCGUUUUCCUCUCCAAAUGGCUCAUUAGCUCUUGACCGGAAGAGUGAAGGGUGGUGGUGUGGUGCGGGUAGGGGUAGAUGGUUGCCACUCGUUGGUGUGGACAGUGCUGGGUUCCUUGGAGCUUAGCGUGAACUUCAGAAGACGCCAUUUCCUUGGUCUUGGAUCGUCCGGACUCCGGAGCUCUCACUCGUGCUCGGCUUCUUCCUCCCUGCUACUGAGUUCCGGGCGCUGGCCACUAGGCAACAGCAACUGAUCUCUUUCUUGAUUGGUUCUUAAGCUCUGCCACGGCAUGGAGGUGGAGGCUCUGGAGAAGAAGGGGCACACAGCUUUUGCCAAGGCGAUGAAAUCUUUCAGUUCUUCAGAAAGGUACAAGCGAUCCAAGAGCUAUUUUGAGGAUAUGUAUGCUACAGAUGCUUUGCGUUCUUCAGACAAAACAAUUGUUCUACCUAUGCCGCAAGUUGUAAAAGCUAAGGUGAAAAGUGAUAUCAGUAAGGAAGCUCAACCUGGGAGGGGAGCACAAAGCACCUUGAGAAAGGAGAUUCUUCAGCUUGAGAAGCACCUAAAGGAUCAACAGGUUGUGCGUGGUGCACUGGAAAAAGCUUUAGGGCCUAACGCUGCUCAAGUCAACUUGUCACCAGAGAAUCCAAUGCCAAAGGCAGCUAAUGAAUUGAUACGGGAGAUUGCCACAUUGGAGCUAGAGGUGAAGAAUAUGGAGCAGUAUCUCCUGACACUGUACCGGAAAGCAUUUGAGCAGCAAGCGCCUGCAUUUUCUCCCCCUGAUGCUGCUCCUGCAUUUUCUCCACCUGAUCGACGGGAAGCUUCGAAGAUGUCAGUGAGCUCACGUUCCGGGCAGCUCCGGGAAACGCCCGUGGCAAUGAAGUCUUGCAAGAGCAGAGGGGAUGCAGCGCUCCGGUCAAGUUACCCGCCGGUGCAUAAGAAAUUGAAUGAUCCAUUGGCAGAUUGCUGCACAUCCGCUCGCUCUGAUAGAGCGAUUGAUUCAGAUGUCCUCCGCUGCCAGUCUGCGUUGUCAUACCGUGGAGUUUUUUCGUCUAGGAUAUUGCCUUCAGAGGAUGAUAGUCUUGCAAGGGCUCUUCGCUCGUGCCAUUCACAGCCUUUCUCAUUCGUAGAGGAAGGAGAGACUGGUGCAUCAGGAAUGAUAAGCUUAGCAGAGUAUCUAGGAACUAAUGUAGCUGACCACAUCCCUGAAACUCCCAACAACCUGUCAGAGGAGAUGGUGAGAUGCAUGGCGGGGAUAUACUGCAGACUUGCAGAUCCUCCCUUGGUUCACCAUGGCUCGUCGUCUUCGCCAUCGUCGUCGUUCUCCUCAACUAGUGCAAUCUCUCCACAGUAUGUGGGGGACAUGUGGAGUCCCCAUUACAGGAGAGAAACAACUCUGGACUCCCGUUUGAUAAACCCAUUCCAUGUGGAGGGUUUGAAGGAGUUCAGUGGACCUUACAACACAAUGGUUGAAGUUCCUAUGAUUAGCCAUGACAGUCGGAGGCUGAAAGAAGCUGAGGACCUGCUCCAGACUUACAAGUUGAUUUUGUAUCGGUUGGAAGCCGUUGAUCUGAGGAGAAUGACAAAUGAAGAAAAGAUAGCAUUCUGGGUCAACAUACACAAUGCUUUGCUGAUGCAUGCUUAUCUGAAGAAUGGCGUCCCACAGAACAAUCUAAAGAAAACAUCCCUACUUGUUAAGGCUGCCUGCAAAAUAGCUGGACGUAACAUCAACGCUGCCGUUAUCCAGAGCAUUGUUCUUGGAUGUAACACACAUUGCCCCGGACAGUGGCUACGGACGCUGCUUUACCCAAGGAUCAAAAGCAAAGUGAGCAAAGCAGGGCAUGAGUGGCGAGCCUUUGCCGUUGCACAAUCAGAGCCUCUUUUACGCUUUGCGCUUUGUUCCGGCAGCCAUUCUGAUCCUGCGGUGAGGGUGUACACUCCGAAGCGGCUGUUCCACCAGCUGGAGGCGGCCAAGGAGGAGUUCAUCCGGGCGACGGCCGGCGUGUGGAAGGAGCAGAAGCUGCUGCUCCCCAAGCUCGUGGAGGCAUACGCCAAGGACGUGAAGCUCUCGCCGCAGGGCCUCGUGGACAUGGUCCAGCGCUACCUCCCGGAGAGCAUGAGGAUGGCCGUGCAGCGGUGCCAGCAGGGCGGCAGGUCGUCGGGCAAGGUCGUGGAGUGGGUGCCCUACAACCCGGCCUUCCGCUACCUGCUCGCUAGGGACCUCGCGUUCCCUCACCUCAGCUGACCCUGACUGUAGGUCGCGCUAAGCAUCCCUGGGCUGCUGGGCAUGGAGUAGUAGCUAGUAGGUGUUAGUAGUAUAUGCGUGUCAUAGGGCUAGAAGUAGAGAAGGGAUCAUGUGCAGUUUUUGUGUGGUGAUUAUCAACUGCGUAGCUUGUAAAGAUGCUUUUGUAGAUGAUGAACAGAAGAAACAGGGGAGAAGAAAUGAGAAGCACGUUUGACCAUUGACUCUU
Messenger RNA from Sorghum bicolor (sorghum), 3053 nucleotides. RefSeq lists its product as uncharacterized. Bases 875 to 2827 code for a protein of 650 amino acids. NCBI's taxonomy places the organism in Eukaryota, Viridiplantae, Streptophyta, Magnoliopsida, Poales, Poaceae. The record is from RefSeq and is a predicted model, not a curated record. The transcript is spliced from 12 exons.